AAAGGUCCAAAACCGAAAAGCAAGAGGCAAACAAGCCCAAACCCUUCCAACGAGCCCUCCAAGCAGCCGCAACCGCUGCCGCGCCGCAAUCGUCCAUGGCGGCUCAGCCGCCGUCUUCCGGAGUGCCGGCGGCAGCCGGAAACACCAAGCGCACCCCGAAGCGAAAGCCCAAGACAAAACCAGUCGCCCCCUCCGCCCUAAACCCUAACUGGGCCCAGCUCCAGUCCAAGCUCCCUGCCUCCACGUUCCUCGGCAAGCGCAAGCACCGCCCCGUCCCUUCUCCGCCACCUGAGCCGUCUCCUAACCCUGAGGCGGCGGAGCUGAGUUCCAAGCUUGAGCCGACCUCCGACGACACCAGCUUGACGAAGGCGUUGGCGCUGGAUUGCGAGAUGGUCGGGGUUGGGGCCGGUGGCAGCAAGAGCGCCCUCGCCAGGGUCACCUUGGUUAAUUCCUUCGGCAACGUUGUAUAUGAUGAAUAUGUUAGGCCAAUGGAGCGAAUUGUGGACUACCGUAGCCAUAUUAGUGGGAUUAGACCUAAGCACAUGAAUAAAGCCAAAGAUUUCUCGAUUGUUCAAAAGGACGUAGCUGAGCUUAUCACAGGAAGGGUUCUUGUUGGACAUGCCUUACACCAUGAUCUUAAGGUCCUGCUACUAGGCCAUCCAAAGAAGGACAUAAGAGACACCUCAGAAUAUGAGAUUUUCAGACGGGAGGGCAAGCGGAGAUCGUUGAAAGAUCUUGCUGCUCAAGAACUUUGUGUUAAGAUACAACAGCAAGAGCACUGCCCGAUUGAGGACGCUCGGGCAGCAAUGUUCAUUUACAAGAAGCACAAGAAAAGUUGGGAGAAGAACAAGAAAGAUCAAUUCAGGUUCAAGAACAAGCAGAAGAAGCGAGGCAAUAAGAAAUCUGCUGAAGGCAGCGAGAAGGACCCCAAUGUCCCAAUAGUUCUACUGUAGGAAAUAUAGAUGUAGGGGGCUAGGGCCAAGCAGUGUCGUUCUUAACAUGGAUUUCACGACGCCAAAGGGUGUGUCGUGUGGGAAUUUCAGAUGGUCCCUGUGAAGAUUUCAAGAUCAGCACGCCAACCUGGGAAUUUCUCCGGACGAACCAUGAACUUCGGUACCAUGCUGGACGGGUGGAUGGAUGGCUAUGCCGUGAUUAUAUCUGUUGAUUCGGAUUUCUCUGUAUCACAUCUGUUUGAGGGAUUGAUUGAAAAUUGCGUGGUUGAUCAUUCCUCACAUCACAUUGUGAUGAAACUUCGCACAUGCGUGCAAGGUUCUGUAACAAGUAUUUACAUGAUGAGCUGAAAAAUGCCGCAGCCGAUAAUAUUUGGUUGCUGGUAAUUCCACUUUGA
This is a messenger RNA of Hordeum vulgare subsp. vulgare (domesticated barley), 1348 nucleotides long. Its product is annotated as RNA exonuclease 4. Gene Ontology annotation, biological process: rRNA processing. NCBI's taxonomy places the organism in Eukaryota, Viridiplantae, Streptophyta, Magnoliopsida, Poales, Poaceae. Gene Ontology annotation, molecular function: 3'-5' exonuclease activity; nucleic acid binding. The transcript is spliced from 7 exons. Gene Ontology annotation, cellular component: nucleus. The record is from RefSeq and is a predicted model, not a curated record. The coding region runs from base 96 to 953 and encodes 285 amino acids.